Messenger RNA from Sander lucioperca (pikeperch), 1652 nucleotides. Its product is annotated as carcinoembryonic antigen-related cell adhesion molecule 6-like. The coding region runs from base 22 to 1008 and encodes 328 amino acids. Lineage: Eukaryota; Metazoa; Chordata; Actinopteri; Perciformes; Percidae. The record is from RefSeq and is a predicted model, not a curated record. The transcript has 6 exons.
AACUGUCAGACAACGUUACAUAUGUCAUUAUUCAGCAUGGAGAACAAGAUGCUCAGGACGGCUGCUUGUUUGGCACUGGUUUUUACAGGUGUGUGUGUGGGUGAGGGAAUCUUACCCCCGGGGCCCAUGAGUGGAGCUGUAGCGGGCACAACGAAGUUCACCACCACCCUCAGUCCUCCUGGGAGUCCAUUCCUCCUGGUCAGCUGGAGCUUCAAAGAGGUGAACAUCAUCACCUUCACCAGCACCAACAUCACUGAGCCUGGAUAUGUCAACAGGAUCUCUUUAGACCAAGCCACGGGGGGCCUGGAGCUCAGGAACCUGGUGCUGGAGGACAGCGGGGAGUACACAGUCACCAUCACACUGGACGGAGGACAGCAGAAACAGGGCAAGACCACACUGAAUGUGUAUGCGCUGAUAACCGGAGCCACCAUCCAAACCCCCGCAGCCAUCUUAAUAGAAGACAAAAGCUCCACCAACCUCAGCUGCGAGGCCUCCGGGUUCAUCAGCACCAGAGUUUGGAUGAAGGAUGGCCAGCUGCUCCAACAGAGUGGCAGAGUCAGUUUCUCAACAGACAACAGGACGGUGUUCGUGCAACCUGUUCACAGCUCCAGCCACGGCACCUACCAGUGUCAAGUCAGCAACCCAGUCAGCACCAUGACCGCAGCCUAUAAUCUCACUGUUAACUUUGGUCCACAUAACAUAUCAAUUCGUGGACCUUCAUCAGCAGCCCCUGGCCAGAGAGUGACACUGCAGUGCACAGCUGACUCUGUCCCAACAGCAAAAUUCAGCUGGAUAUUCAACGGCAAUGAGACACAUGUUAAUAACUCCAUGUACAUCAUAGAGAGGUUGGAGGCAGAACACAUUGGGAAUUACACCUGCACUGCCAGAAAUAUGGUGACCAUGCUGGAAAACUCCACAGUUCUGAAUCUGAGAGCAUCCUGCGCUGCUCCCUGCUGGUCGUUUUUACUGAUGCUGAUCAGUGCGCUGACUCUGAGAGAGUUAAUGUAAGAGGAAGUGGCAGAUUCUUUCUUCCCUGGUGCAUUUAACUGCUCAUAACUGAGGACUCCUAAAAUCAAUAAAAAUGUGCUGUACAUGAAAUGUUAUUUUGACUUAACAGAUGCCAGAACUUAUUACUGAGACAAAGUGGAAACUCUCACAUUGAAAAUAAACAAUUAUCUUUCUUGUUAAUUAAAUAGACUUUUAGAGAUGUAAGAGUGCAAACGUCUGUGUGUCCACAUUUGGUACCACAAAUAAUAGCCCCAUAAAUUCCCUAUUCUGCUGUUACUUAUACUGCAAAAAUAUUCACCAGUUUUAAAACCAAAAUAAAAAAAGAGAAGUCUUCUGGGAUUAUUUUGGAAGAAGCUAAACACCUUUUCUUAAACAAAACACAUCAUGAACAACACUUGGAUUUAAGUGCAUCAGAGUUUGUGUAUUUAAAAGGUGGGGUUAUAAUAUGCAGACAUAAUUGUUCCAUGUCAUUUUUUUUUCUGGUAUAUGAAAAUGUAUAAAAGGCAUAUUUGCAUCUUGUAUUAUUCUAAAUUAUUUAUAUAUAAGUACAUAAUUUGCUAAGCAACGUAUGAUAAUCUUGCUGAAAAUGUGAUUGUGUACAUUUACAAGAUGCAGCAAAGCUUAAGUUUGUGGCAAAUAUAAUU